Molecule: messenger RNA, 522 nt
Organism: Amoebophrya sp. A25
Lineage: Eukaryota; Dinophyceae; Syndiniales; Amoebophryaceae
Source: the annotation of a GenBank genome assembly
GGAAGGCCUGGGAAGAUGGUCGAAAAAUGUAGUUGCGUUACAAGGUUUGUCGGUGUUACGGAACUAUGAGGUCGGACCCGGAGGAGGUAAAUCUGCUGUUAGUAGUACAAGUACUAAGGGAAGAACUCCAUCUUCAUCGUCAUCUAGUACGAGAAACUCUUCGAGCAGCACAACGAACACAUCAACAUCUACAUCUCCAACCACUCCCAUGACCAAGGAGGAGGAAGCAAGCGCAGCGUCCUUGUUCUUAGUCGAAACUAUAAUACGACAUGCAUUGACUACGCAGUAUACAACGGGGGGUUACGCUGGUACUUCGCCCUAUGAUAUUUCCACCUUCGCAGACAUGAUUUUGCGUUUGAUGCGCUCGUCGGCAGACGCGAACGACGGCGCAGACGAGAUCACGGAGGCAGGAGUGUUGACGAUUUUGCAUCGGGUUUUUGUCGAUGUGUUGUUGGAACAACAUCGUUGCAGCGGCGGGAUAAGUGCUGCUGUGAGCGGCGGGAUAAGUGCUGCUGUGAGUAA